This is a messenger RNA of Seriola dumerili (greater amberjack), 2481 nucleotides long. RefSeq names its product calcium/calmodulin-dependent 3',5'-cyclic nucleotide phosphodiesterase 1C-like. The transcript has 18 exons. Bases 1 to 2481 code for a protein of 826 amino acids. The record is from RefSeq and is a predicted model, not a curated record. Gene Ontology annotation, molecular function: 3',5'-cyclic-nucleotide phosphodiesterase activity. Lineage: Eukaryota; Metazoa; Chordata; Actinopteri; Carangiformes; Carangidae. Gene Ontology annotation, biological process: signal transduction.
AUGACAGAACCAACAUCGAAGAAACAGGGAUUUAAAAAGUGUCGGAGUGCCACUUUCAGCAUUGAUGGCUUUAGCUUCACCAUCGUUGCCAACGAGGCGGGGGAAAGCAACCGUUGUCCACUGGCCCACUUUGCACGCUCACGGUCCCAGAAUGCAUUAUGCACUGCUGUCACAGCUGGCAUUGGUAUCACUGAUCACAAAGGAAUCCUGAUCAGCUCUUCCAGUGCUGAAGAGAUCCUGGCUGAUGAGCUGCCAAUCCCUGAUUCACCUGACGCCAUGGAGAAGACUGCUAUCAGGUUGCGAUGUCUUGUAAAGCAACUGGAGAGGGGGGAGGCAUCUGUGGUGGACCUGAAGAAGAACCUGGAGUAUGCUGCGUCAUUCCUUGAAAAUCUAUACAUUGAGGAAACCAGGCGGCUAGUGGACACAGAGGAUGAGCUGAGGGACAUCCAGUCAGACUCUGUGCCCUCAGAGGUUCGUGACUGGCUGGCUUCCACUUUUACCCGGCAAAGGGGCCUGAUGCUGCGCCGCAAUGAAGACAAACCACGCUUCCGCAGCAUUGUCCAUGCUGUGCAGGCUGGCAUCUUUGUGGAGAGGAUGUACAGACGAACCUCCAACAUGGCUGGUUUCAGUUAUUCCCCAAACGUCAUCAGUGAGCUCAAGCAUGUAGACAUGUGGUCCUUUGAUGUGUUUGGAUUGAAUGUUGCUAGUGGAGACCACGCUCUGAAAUUUGUCUUCUAUGAACUACUCACAAGAUACGACUUGAUCAAUCGUUUCAAGGUCCCUAUUUCUGCUCUCAUAUCAUUUGUGGACUCGUUGGAGGUGGGCUACAGUAAACACAAGAACCCAUACCACAACCUGAUGCAUGCUGCUGAUGUGACACAGACUAUCCAUUACCUGCUUCUCAAGACUGGCAUUGUGCAUUGGCUAACAGAGUUGGAGAUCUUUGCCAUAUUCUUUGCAGCUGCCAUCCAUGACUAUGAACAUACAGGGACCACCAAUAACUUCCAUAUUCAGACCAGGUCAGACACAGCCAUGUUGUACAAUGACCGUGCUGUUCUGGAGAACCACCAUGUCAGCGCUGUAUAUCGCUUACUACAGGAUGAUGAAAUGAACAUCCUCUCGAAUCUUUCCAAAGAUGACUGGAGAGAACUGCGGACUCUGGUAGUUGAGAUGGUGUUGGCCACUGACAUGUCUUGCCACUUCCAGCAGAUUAAAACCAUGAAAAGCCUCUUGCAGCAGCCUGUGGUGAUUGACAAACCGAAGGCCUUAUCCCUGCUGCUGCACACUGCUGACAUCAGCCAUCCUGCCAAAUGCUGGGAACUUCAUCACUACUGGACCACAUCCCUGCUGGAGGAGUUCUUCAGACAGGGUGAUAAAGAGGCAGAGCUGGGUCUACCUUUCUCCCCUCUCUGUGACCGCAAAUCUACCAUGGUGGCCCAAUCCCAGAUCGGAUUCAUUGACUUCAUCGUGGAGCCAACAUUCACCGUGUUAACAGAAAUGAUUGAGAAGAUUGUGACAUCGCUUGUUAAAGAGGCAUCUCACUCAGGAUUGGCUGGAUUCAGGCACUCCAGUGUGAACAGUAUUAGUGGCAGUGAUGGAAAGCAUUCCAGUGUGAGGAGUACAGGCUCAGAGGGCAGCUGCUCUCUGACCACAGCGGACUUCAUGAAAUUCAAGAUCAUAUGGAACCAAGAGAUUCAUCACAACAGGGAGCUAUGGAAGGCCCAAGCAGCCAAAGGGGUUUUCGUGGAGGCCACAGUAGGCGAGGAAAUCAUGGCUACCGUCACCAUGGGGAGGCUCGGCCUCGGCCCUAGCCCCAGGUUCCUCGCUUCCGGCCCAAGCCACCGUCCAAGGUCCCCAGCUUCCAGCCGAAUCCUGUUCCUCGUGUCCUUGGUCCGGCCGAUCCCUGCUCCUCGUUUCCUGUCGGUGGCCGCUGCUCCGUGUUCUCCAGCGGCGUCGACAACGGCUACUGAUGUGACGUCACCGCCUCUCUUGGUUCCUGAUGUGACGUCACCUCCUCUCCGGGCUCCAGCAGUGACGUCACCUCCACUCGUGGUUCCUGCCAGGGCGCCACCCCCAUUGAUUCUUGCCCUGACUCAGCCCACAUGGCUCUUGGUACCAUUGACUCCUGCCAGGCCGCCGCCUCCGGUGGCCUCUGCCCCCGUGCUGACUCCGGUGGUCCCUGACUCUGUGCCGCCUCCGGUGGGUCCUGACUCUGUGCCGCCCCCGGUGGUCCCUGACUUUGUGCCGCCUCCGGUGGGCCCUGACUCUGUGCCGCCUCCGAGAGGCGACGCCAUCCUCCGGCUCGACCUCCGGAGAGACCCUGUCUUCGCCGCCGGCCUCCUGCUCACCCUCCAGAGGGGCGACGCCAUCCUCCGGCUCGACCUCCGGAGAGACCCCGUCUUCGCCGACAGCCUCCAGAACGGCUCCGUCCGUUUGCCCGACCUCCGGGUCGCCCCACUGAACUGCCCUGCCUGUCCAUAA